ACACAGUACACAUCCGGCCUCCAUUGCUGCUAGCUAGCUGCAUUCGGUUGAGGCCAACCAGCAACCACACACUAUAGCUCAUUACUCACUAGCAGCGGCGAUGAGGAGGUUGCGGCUGCAGCAGCUCGCCGUCGUCGUGGCGGUACUGGCGUUAGUGGCGGCGGUGCGUCCGGCUGUGUGCCGGGAGCAGCAGAACAACGGUACGGUGGAGGUGGCAGGGGAGGAGAUGCGGAGUGCGAGGGCGACGGCGGUGAUCGUGUUCGGCGACUCCAUCGUGGACCCAGGGAACAACAACAACCUGCACACCCAGAUCAAGGCCAACCACGCGCCCUACGGCAAGGACUUCGACGGCCACGUCGCCACCGGCCGCUUCUCCAACGGCCUCGUGCCCUCCGACCUCGUCGCCCAGAAACUUCACGUGAAGAAGCUGGUUGCUCCGUGGCUCAACGUCGACCACACUCCGGAGGACCUCCUCACCGGAGUCAGCUUCGCCUCCGGCGCCACUGGAUAUGACCCCCUCACUCCAAAAAUCGUGGUAUGUACUCUGUCCAAGAAGAAAUUUUUUGUAAUGAUCUUGCUAACUUCUACGCGUAUUGCAGAGGAGGAGGCCGAGAGGAUCAUCGAUGGUGCCUUCUUUUUUGUGUGUGCCGGCUCGGAUGACAUAGCUAACACCUACUUCACAACACCGUUUCGGAGCGUCCAGUACGACAUCUCGUCCUACGUGGACCUCCUCCUCGUCGGUGUGGACAAGUUCCUCCGAAGCGUGAGUGCUCGCGGCGCCAAGAGGAUCGGCUUCGUGGGCCUCCCGCCCAUCGGAUGCGUACCGUCGCAACGGACGGUCGGCGGCGGGUUGCAUCGUCAUUGUGAACCCAAGCGCAACUACGCAGCACAGCUCUACAACUCAAGGGUGCAGGAGCUGAUCGAAAGGAUGAAAGAGGAGCUCAACACCCGCAUAGUCUACCUAGGGAUCUAUGACAUCAUCCAAGAGCUCGCCGAGGAUGGGGAGCGUUGGGGCUUCACUGAGACGACCCACGGGUGCUGCGGGACCGGGCUCAUCGAGGUGACGAAUCUCUGUGACUCUAGGUUCAUGGCGGUGUGCGACGACGUAUCCAAGCAUGUCUUCUUCGAUAGCUUCCAUCCCACGCAAAGGGCAUACAAGAUCAUUGUCGACAACAUCUGGGACACCUAUGGACACCUCUUGUAACCCUAAAUGGAGUUUCUCAACAUUGAUUGAGCUCCAUGGAUCGAUGAGCAUACACGGCAUAUAAAUUUGAAACUUUGCAGUUCGAUAAAACAUUAGAACUAAAUAUUUUAGACAUGACAAUGGAG
This is a messenger RNA of Triticum aestivum (bread wheat), 1329 nucleotides long. Its product is annotated as GDSL esterase/lipase At3g14820-like. Lineage: Eukaryota; Viridiplantae; Streptophyta; Magnoliopsida; Poales; Poaceae. Gene Ontology annotation, molecular function: hydrolase activity, acting on ester bonds. Bases 101 to 1204 code for a protein of 367 amino acids. The record is from RefSeq and is a predicted model, not a curated record. The transcript is spliced from 3 exons.